Cinclus cinclus is the source of this 4228-nucleotide messenger RNA. It is a transcript of the gene SLC6A9, whose product is annotated as solute carrier family 6 member 9. Gene Ontology annotation, cellular component: plasma membrane. Gene Ontology annotation, biological process: glycine import across plasma membrane; sodium ion transmembrane transport; neurotransmitter transport. The record is from RefSeq and is a predicted model, not a curated record. The transcript is spliced from 14 exons. Lineage: Eukaryota; Metazoa; Chordata; Aves; Passeriformes; Cinclidae. Gene Ontology annotation, molecular function: glycine:sodium symporter activity. The coding region runs from base 740 to 2641 and encodes 633 amino acids.
GGAUGCGGGGCGGUCCCGCAUCUGUUGCUCUCACGGCGCGGUGCCGGGGGAGCGCGGGGGCGCGGCGCCCAGAGCCGGACCACCGCCGCCGCACCCGGGGAGGGCGCCGGGCACCGGGGCGGCCCGGCUCGGUGACGGGCCGGGGGGGUUGGCGGUAAUUUUCCACGGGCAUGUGCCGGGCGGGGCGGCGGAGCAGCCACCACGUGGCGGCUGAUGUAACCGGGCCCCCCCCCGCCACCGUACUGCACCGGGCGGCGGCGGCGGGGGGAGCCGGGCGGCGGGCGCUGCCCGCGGAGCCGCCGCCGGAGCCGCCCCCGCGGGACGGGAGGGGAGCAUGGCUGCGGCAGGCCGGCCCGCUGCCCGCCUUCCGUGGGCACUGGGGAACCUCGGCCGCGGUUGCGGUGGGCCUGGCGGAUGCUGGCGGAAGAAAUGGUCUCGCAGGUGGCAGCCGCUGCACCGGUGCAAGGGACUGGGGCUCCAUCCUUCAGUCGAGCAUCCGUGGCCUUCUGCUGCAUGCUGUGUGCUGCCUCCCCGUGCCGAGGUGUGAUAUCCUGUCCGGGAGCCUCUGUGGGUGCCCAGGUGUCCCCGUUUCCAGGGUGCCUGUCACCCGUGCCGGCUCUAGCUUGCUCUGACGGUGGAUUGAAGGACACUAGUGCUGGUGCCGCAGCCAGCGUGACAGAGAGCGGGCAGGCAAGGGAUCCUGCACUGGGCAGCCGGCACUGUGCUCCAGCCUCCAGGAAUGGCCGAUAAGUGCAGCGAGGGGCUGCUGAACGGCGCCGUUCCCGGGGAGCAGGGCAAGCAGGAGAAGAGCGUCAAGCGUGGCAACUGGGGCAACCAGAUCGAGUUUGUGCUGACCAGCGUGGGCUAUGCCGUGGGCCUAGGCAACGUCUGGCGCUUCCCAUACCUCUGCUACCGCAAUGGGGGAGGUGCCUUCAUGUUCCCCUACUUCAUCAUGCUCGUGUUCUGCGGCAUCCCCCUCUUCUUCAUGGAGCUCUCCUUUGGGCAGUUCGCCAGCCAAGGCUGCCUUGGUGUCUGGAGGGUCAGCCCCAUGUUCAAAGGCGUGGGCUACGGGAUGAUGGUGGUGUCCACAUACAUCGGGAUCUACUACAACGUGGUGAUCUGUAUUGCCUUCUACUACUUCUUUGUGUCCAUGACGCCCGUGCUGCCCUGGACGUACUGCAGCAACCCCUGGAACACGCCUGACUGCGUAGGGGUGCUGGAUGGGAACCUCUCCAGCCAUGCUGCCCUCAACAUCACCCAGCUCCUCAACACCACCCAGAAACGCACCAGCCCCAGCGAGGAGUACUGGAGGAGGUAUGUGCUGAACCUGUCAGAUGAUAUCGGGAACCUGGGCGAGGUGCGGCUGCCCCUCCUGGGCUGCCUUGGUGUCUCCUGGGUCGUUGUCUUCCUCUGCCUCAUCAAGGGCGUGAAAUCCUCGGGGAAGGUGGUGUAUUUCACGGCCACCUUCCCGUAUGUGGUGCUCACCAUCCUCUUUGUGCGCGGCAUCACGCUGGAGGGGGCUGUCACUGGCAUCAUGUACUACCUAACACCCCAGUGGGACAAGAUCCUCAAUGCCAAGGUGUGGGGUGAUGCGGCCUCACAGAUCUUCUACUCGCUGGGCUGUGCCUGGGGUGGGCUCAUCACCAUGGCCUCCUACAACAAGUUCAACAACAACUGCUACCGGGACAGCAUUAUCAUCAGCAUCACCAACUGUGCUACCAGCGUCUAUGCUGGCUUCGUCAUCUUCUCCAUCCUGGGCUUCAUGGCCAAUCACCUGGGUGUGGAUGUCUCCAAGGUGGCUGACCACGGCCCGGGCCUGGCCUUUGUCGCCUACCCUGAGGCCCUCACCUUGCUCCCUAUCUCGCCACUAUGGUCUAUUCUCUUCUUCUUUAUGCUCAUCCUCCUGGGGCUGGGUACACAGUUCUGCCUGCUGGAGACUCUGGUCACGGCCAUUGUGGAUGAGGUGGGCAACGAGUGGAUCAUCCGCAAAAAAACCUUUGUGACGCUGGGAGUGGCUGUGGCUGGCUUCCUGCUGGGUGUCCCACUCACCACACAGGCGGGCAUCUACUGGCUCCUGCUGAUGGACAACUACGCUGCCAGCUUCUCCCUGGUGGUCAUCUCCUGCAUCAUGUGCGUGGCCAUCAUGUACAUCUAUGGGCACCGCAACUACUUCAAGGACAUUGAGAUGAUGUUGGGUUUUCCUCCUCCACUCUUCUUCCAGAUCUGCUGGCGCUUCAUCUCACCUGCCAUCAUAUUUUUCAUCCUGGUCUUCACAGUGAUCCAGUACCGACCCAUCUCCUACAAUGAGUAUGUCUACCCUACCUGGGCUAUCAGCAUCGGCUUCCUCAUGGCGCUCUCUUCCGUCAUCUGCAUCCCCAUCUACGCCAUCUACAAAGUGUGCCGUUCUGAGGGGGACACACUGCUUGAGCGCUUGAAAAAUGCUACCAAGGCAAGCAAGGACUGGGGCCCAGCGCUGCCAGAGCACCGCAGUGGGCGCUAUGCCCCAGUGUUCAGCCCUUCAACUGAGUCCCACCUGGAGGUGCAGCCCCUGCAGCCAGAGAAGGGCCAGAAUGAAGCAGCGGCUGCAUCCCCCGUGCAGGGCAGCAAUGGCUCAGCCCACAGCCAGGACUCCAGACUGUGACCCCCCACAAUCCCCGCACCCCCUCUAACCCCUCUUGCACCUUCCGCUGGCGGAGCCUGGCUCCGGGCCGCACUGGACCACGGGGGCUCUCAGCACCCAUCCCCGAGACCCCCCCCACCUCCUCGCCGGUUAACCCCUCCCGUCCCUGCCCCCGUGGCGUUUGUUAACCCUCGUGUUUACGGUAACCUUUGUGCUCGACGCUGGGACAAGAGAGGAGGGGGCACAGCCCCGGGAGGGCCGGGAGCCAGAGGCACUUUGCAGGGGCCUUGACCUGGAGGUAUGCACAGGAUGGGGGGCUGGGAUGCUCCCAGGCUCCCACCCCCCCUUCCCUAAGCCAGGCAGCCUGCCCUGCCAUGGGGCACCCUCCUGACCUUCCCAUGGGGGAGGACAUGGGGUGGGACCAGGGUUGGGCAUGCCAGGAUUGCCCACGGCCUGUAUGUGCACAAGGCUAUCAUGGCAGGCGUUGGCACUGCAGGGACCCCCAGCCUGGGUGCGCACUCACUGUGGCUCAGAGCGUACUGGGUCUCACAGGUGGUCACACUCAGGGCUGCUGCCAGGCACCAAGCCAGCACAGGGAGAUGGGGGGGCAAGCAUGUUGUUUGCACCAGCAGGGGGAUCUGACGGCACAAGACACAAGCACUUAGAGCACACGUGUGUACACAUGUGUGUCCCUCACAGACACAGGAUGAGCACAGAUGUGGCGUACAUGGGCAUGCACAUAUGCACGGUGCGCUGGGGCUGUGCAGGCAGUGAGCUGGGAUACUCCCCUCCAUUCACCCCUCCACCCUUUGGCCCCACUGGGGUCUGUGGGUGCCCUUCUGGGUGGCCAGGCAUCGCCUACAAAGCUGGGCACAGCCACAAGCAGCAUGGGCACAGCCUAAUGCUGCUGCCUGCCCCAUAGUGGGGCAGAAGGCUGGGGAGCACUUAAGCCUGGCCGGGGGGUAACCAGACAGGGAUGAGGUCCAGCUGUCCAUGGCAGCCCCAGCACUGGCAGGGGAGGACCCUCCAUGGUGCUAAGGGGGAGCAGGAUGGACUGGCCUCCCCCAGCUGCUGCUUAGCAAGAGGUACCAGCGGAGACAUGAAAGGCUGCACCAGCCCACUUGCUCCGAGCCAUCUGGGGAUGCUCAGUCCCCAACCAGUAUUAGUGGAACAGGAUGCACUGGCAAAGGCUGGGUGGUUUUAAAUCUGUCUUCCAGCUCCAGCCAAAGGGCUUGGAGCUCUUGAUUUGGGGUGGAUGGAAUAAGACCCUUCCUACCCCACUUGCUCCCCUCUCAGCCAGCACCCUGUUCUCCCUAUGUUGCAGCCCCAAAGCUGGCACAGGGACAUGGCACAGCUUGGCACAGUGGUGGGCGGUGAGCCCCAGCAGGAUGUUCCAGCUCCCCGUCCCGAGCCCCCCGUCGUGCCGCGGCGAGGGGCGCAGGUUCCCGCAUGGUGCCCGUGCCCUGCCCCUCGAGUCACGCCGCUACUCUUCACCUCUAAUUGUUAGCAAUAACGCGCGCGUCCCUGGGCAGCGCUGCCUGUGCCAGUGUCUCUCCUGGUGUAGAGUUCUAAAGUAUCCUAGAUUUUAAUGAGAUUUAUAUUCCUGAG